AUGUCCCUUCUCGUGGAGACAGUAGGCUCUCGAGGGGCCAUUGCGCGGAGCUUCGCAUCGGCGUCAUCACCGCUGGCCUUGUCAAGGAAGCACGAAACGACCGUGCUGCGAAGGAUUGGCGUAUCGUCGUCAUUGUCGUCCUCAAUUUUGUUUCUGGCAUCUCCUGCUCCGCGAACACAGCUGAAGAAGCGAUAUUUCAGCGCCAAGUCAGCUCGGAGAGAACAAUUACGUGAAGCCGUCUCCGCGCAGAGGCAGCGGCGAGGCCCUCCAGCCGUCGACAGAAGCGCGUCCAAAGUCUUCAAGAGCGCCGACGAUGCCAUCGCCGACAUCCCCGACGGAACUACCAUUCUGAGUGCGGGCUUUGGACUCUGUGGCGUUGCAGAUGUGUCCGAUGGAGUAAGCCUUGAGCGGACGCAGAGGCUAAUCACCGAGUACCAUCUUCUUGCAGAAACCCUGAUCGAUGCGAUCCGGAAAAAAGGAAUCCGCGAUCUCACCGUCGUCUCCAACAACGCCGGAGCCGGUGAGUACGGACUCGCGAAGCUGACCUCGACGGGCCAGAUUUCCCGCAUGAUCGUGUCGUUCAUCGGCAACAACAAAUCGCUGGGCAAGCAGUACCACGACGGCCAGGUGGCGAUCGAGCUGUGUCCGCAGGGGACGAUCGCCGAGCGUCUGCACGCCGGCGGGGCGGGGGUCCCGGCGUUCUUCACGGCGACCGGCGCGCGCACGCUGAUCGAGACGGGCGGCAUCCCGCACCGCCUGGGCCCCAAGGACCCGCAGACAGGCACGCACGCCGUGGUCGAGCCGGGCCGACCGCGCGAGACGCGCGUCUUCGAUGACGGCCGCACGUACCUGCUGGAGACGGCGCUGCGCGGGGACGUGGCCAUCGUGCGCGCCUGGAAGGCCGACGAGGCCGGCAACUGCGUCUUCCGCACCACCACCAAGGCCUACGGCGUGCUGAUGCCCAAGGCCGCGCGCCUGGCCAUCGUCGAGGCCGAGCACAUCGUGCCCGUCGGCUCGCUGGACCCGGACCACGUCCACCUCCCGGGCAUCUACGUCGACCGCAUCUGUCCCGCCACCUCCCCCAAGCACAUCGAGAAGCUCGUCCUGGCGAAGACCUCCUCCUCUUCGACUACUAACGAGGAGCAGAGCUCCGAGGACGUCAAGCGUAACCGCAUCGCCCGUCGUGCAGCCAAGGAGCUGAAGGACGGGUACUACGUCAACCUGGGCGUCGGGAUCCCCACGCUCGCGCCGUCUUUCUUACCCGCCUCGACCAAAGUGUGGCUGCAGUCCGAGAACGGCAUCAUCGGGAUGGGCCCGUACCCUUCGUCGCGCGAGGCCGCGGACCCAGACACGGUCAACGCGGGCAAGGAAGCCGUCACGCUCGUCCCGGGCGCAUCCACGUUCGACUCGGCCGAGUCGUUCGGCAUGAUCCGCGGCGGCCACGUCGACGUGUCGAUCCUCGGCGCGCUCCAGGUGUCCGCGCAGGGCGACCUGGCCAACUACAUCAUCCCGGGCAAGGCGUUCAACGGCAUGGGCGGCGCCAUGGACCUGGUCAGCAACCCGGACAAGACCAAAAUCAUCGUCUGCACGUACCACACCGACAAGGACGGCCGGAGCAAGAUCCUCGACGAGUGCGAGCUGCCCCUGACGGGCAAGGGCGUCGUGAGCAUGAUCAUCACCGAGUUGGCCGUCUUUGAGGUCGAUCGCGUUGGGGGCACGGGUCUGACUCUGACGGAGACCGCUGAGGGCGUCACGGUGGAUAUGGUCCGAGAGAACACGAGGGCGAAGUUCACGGUGGCGGAGAAUUUGGGCACGAUGGAAUGA
This is a messenger RNA of Fonsecaea erecta, 1824 nucleotides long. RefSeq lists its product as hypothetical. The record is from RefSeq and is a predicted model, not a curated record. The coding region runs from base 1 to 1824 and encodes 607 amino acids. Gene Ontology annotation, molecular function: succinyl-CoA:3-oxo-acid CoA-transferase activity. Lineage: Eukaryota; Fungi; Ascomycota; Eurotiomycetes; Chaetothyriales; Herpotrichiellaceae. The transcript is spliced from 2 exons.